Xenopus laevis (African clawed frog) is the source of this 3402-nucleotide messenger RNA. RefSeq names its product alpha-1,3-mannosyl-glycoprotein 4-beta-N-acetylglucosaminyltransferase A S homeolog (gene mgat4a.S). Gene Ontology annotation, molecular function: alpha-1,3-mannosylglycoprotein 4-beta-N-acetylglucosaminyltransferase activity; acetylglucosaminyltransferase activity. The transcript is spliced from 16 exons. The record is from RefSeq and is a predicted model, not a curated record. Gene Ontology annotation, biological process: protein N-linked glycosylation. The coding region runs from base 391 to 2001 and encodes 536 amino acids. Gene Ontology annotation, cellular component: endoplasmic reticulum; Golgi stack; Golgi membrane. Lineage: Eukaryota; Metazoa; Chordata; Amphibia; Anura; Pipidae.
UAAGUGCAUCUUUCUUGGUCGUGUCAGAGAGUGCGCUGAAGGGUGAGUCGGGAGGGGUCUGCAUCGGACUGGAAGAAUAUGUCAGCAGCGAAAUGGGCACAAGGAUAAGCGGAACACAGCAGCAGCAGCAGCACGGAUCGCGAUAUAGUCCUAUUCAGGAAGUUCCAGCGGGCUCUCGCCGGGGAACUCUAAGAAGAACAGGAGAUUAGAGAAGCAAUGUUAACAGAUUCCUUUAUAUUUAUUAAAACAUGAAGACUUCCACUCUUUCCUGGGGGCUGUUGCUGCAGCUUUAUUAAUGCAUUGUUUGGAUUGUGGAUAAGAGCUAAUCGUCGCCUUUCAACAGAGAAACUGCGUGCAGAGAACUGUAAACCAGUGUGAUGGUGCAAUGAAAUGAGGCUCCGAAAUGGAACUGUGGCAACCGCAUUAGUGUUCAUUACUACAUUUUUAAGCCUUUCCUGGUAUACUGCCUGGCAAAAUGGGAAAGAAAAGUUGAUGGCCUACCAACGGGAAUUUCAUGCACUGAAGGAGCGUUUACGUAUUGCCGAGCACAGAACUCUGCAGCGCUCAUCAGAGCUGCAUGCAAUUCUUGACCAUUUCCGGAGAAUGAUAAAAGAAGCCAAUGGGAGUAGGGAUGCGUUAAGUCAUUUUUCAGAUGAAACUCAGAAACUGAUAAAGGAUUUAACUAACCGAAAAGCUCUUCAAGUGCCAAAUAUAUAUUACCAUAUGCCUCACUUGCUAAAUCAUGAAGGGAGCCUUCAGCCUGCUGUGCAGGUUGGUCUUGGUAGAACUGGAGUGUCAGUUGUCAUGGGAAUUCCUACUGUUAAAAGGAAAGUUAAGUCUUACCUGAAAGAGACCUUGCAUUCCCUGAUUGAUAAACUGUCUCCAGAAGAGAAACUAGACUGUGUUAUAAUAGUCUUCAUUGGAGAGACAGAUCUGGAAUAUGUUAACAGCGUUGUUGCCAAUUUGGAAAAAGAGUUUGCCACAGAAAUCAGCUCUGGUUUAAUAGAAGUAAUCUCUCCUCCUUCAACAUAUUAUCCUGACCUAAAUAAUUUAAAGGAGACUUUUGGAGACUCAAAGGAAAGAGUUAGGUGGCGAACGAAACAAAAUUUAGACUAUUGUUUUCUUAUGAUGUAUGCGCAGAGGAAGGGCAUUUACUACAUCCAGCUAGAAGAUGAUAUUGUUGCCAAGCAGAAUUAUUUCAGUACAAUAAAGAAUUUUGCACUUCAGCUUUCCUCUGAAGAUUGGAUGAUUCUAGAAUUUUCCCAGUUAGGAUUUAUUGGUAAAAUGUUUCAGGCCCCAGAUAUUACACUCAUUGUUGAGUUUAUAUUGAUGUUUUAUAAGGAAAAACCUAUUGAUUGGCUUUUGGACCAUAUAUUGUGGGUAAAAGUUUGUAAUCCUGAAAAAGAUGCAAAACACUGCGACAGACAGAAGUCCAAUCUGCGAAUUCGUUUCCGCCCAUCCCUUUUCCAGCAUGUUGGACUCCAUUCAUCCUUAGCAGGGAAAAUACAGAAACUUACAGAUAAAGAUUUUCUGAAACCAUUGUUGCAUAAAAUUCAUGUGAACCCACCUGCUGAAGUCUCCACUUCCCUAAAAGUCUAUCAAGGCCACACGCUGGAAAAGACUUACUUAGGAGAGGAUUUUUUCUGGGCCAUUACACCAGUUGCUGGAGACCACAUUUUAUUUAAGUUUGACAAGCCAGUGAAUGUAGAAAGAUAUCUUUUUCGCAGUGGGAACCCUGAACAUCCAGGAGAUCAGUUAUGGAACACAACAGUGGAGGUCUUUCCUUAUCGGAAAGACAUUGUGGAGCUGAGGACUGACACCAAAGAGAAACGCUUGCCAGAUGGCUUCUUUAGAAUAGGUAAAUUUGAAGACGGCUUAGCAGAGGGGCCAGUGAACUCAAAUUUAAACCCCAUUUCUGCAUUUCGGCUUUCAGUUUUACAGAACUCUCCUGUCUGGGUCAUUCUGAAUGAGAUCCAUAUUAAAAGGAAUCCUGGAGACUAAUACCCAAAAAAAAGAUCAUAUCAGAACUGUCAAAAAGCAGCCAAUGUUCUGUCAUCAUCACUGCCUAUUAGGGACUUCUGCAUGCACCUCCAUAUCAUCCUGUUGUUUGGACUCUACCUCUGUGAGAUCUACUGUAGCUAGGAUUACACCUGCUCUUGUGAAAACCCAAUGGAAACAAUGUGAUUUUGUUUACCCAACAAACCAUCCAUAUCUUAGGCGUAAACCAUUUUUAAGCCAACAUACAGAUUUUUUUUUUUUUAAAGGAAUAUCCUGAAAUAUGUACAUAUACAUUCCAUGAACCCCCCCCCCCAAUGCUUUUUGUGCAGGAAUCAAUUAUCCAGUUCUAUUUUGCUUUUAUUAUGAUACAAAUUAUUAUGAUACAAAUUUUGUAGAUGAUCAGGGAAAUAUUAAAUAUAUUAAUAUAGAUAUAUGGAUACAACCAGCUUAUACAGAUUAUUUAUUAUGGCUUAGAAAAUUGAUAUGUUCAGUAAUAUAUUUGAUUGAUAUCUGUUUCUUUAAUUAUAUUUAACAUGUUAUUUGAUUGCUGAAGGUUGCCUAUUUUCCUUGCUAUGUAAGUAUAGGCACUGAUACCACAACAUUUAUGCUUUUUUGCGAGUAAAACAAUUCAAAGUGGACAACUAUAUUGUUUUUGUAGUUGCACAUUCCCAGUUUUCUGCAGAUAACCUUUCAAUUUCUCUAGUAAUUCAACAAAGGGUUCUUAUCCCUAAAGAGCAAUUGUAGAGAAAAACAAACAUUUUGUGUACUUGGACCAUCCUGUUAUUGCCGGCAAUAUAUUGUAUUCUAAGAUUUGACUGUGACUGCAAACAGGAUCUCAAAGGUUGUCUUCUCUGGCAUCUGAGCAAUUACUCGCUGCAUGAAUGGUGUUCCUUGUGGGUAAUUGCCCAUAGUGCAUAUAGAGAUGAUCCUUUUAGCAGUGGGGGUUGGUAGGGGCAGUUUUGAAAGAUGGAGCCUCUUUGCAGCUGAAAUACUCCAUUGGAGAAAUGCCCUAUGUGCCAGGCUUAGACUUUUUUUUUCUCCGUGCCUCAGAGCAAAUCAUCAAUAUCUUGCUUUGUAGGGAAGUUUCUAUUCUGCAAUGAACUGCCUUCAGAAAAGUCCCUUGUGUGACAUGAGCCUAGCGAUUGACAUAACCACUCAAAAUGUCAGUCAAGUGGUCACUUCUGAUGCCAAAAACUCAUCUUGCCAAUAAAAUAUUAGGAAAGUUGACAAUUUGUGCUUACAGUUAAGUUAAAAGUAGCUUCCAAAUUUUCUCAUUCCUUUAAAUUGGAGAUCCGUAAUUAAUUUGUGUUUUUGGUUUAUUACUUCUGUUGUUAAAAUAUUCUGCAAUGCGUUCAAAUUGCCUAAACCUGGCAUUGUUUAUAAAUACACACUUUAUAUAAAUGA